AUAGGCUCGCUCUUUCUUUGUAGACAGGAGGAGGGGAGGGGAGGGGGAGAAGGUGGAGCUGUUGGGGCUUGGCGUUGUGGGUUUCUUCUUCUUUCUCGCCCUGUCCUUUUCCCUCAGCUAGUAAUAGGCGUCUGCGCCUUUGAACUCUAGCGCUCGAGAGUGUGGCUGAACGCGCGUUAUCAAUAAAGUUAAGGGCCGAGCAGGGGGCGAACAUUGAGCUUGGCGGAAGGGACGAGGGUUUCCCGCUCUUUCUCCUUCGUCUGCGCCUGCAGCUGCCUCCCUUCGGAGCCAUGGCGUGCGUGGACAGAUGCCGCUGCUGCACGGACAACCGAAGACAGAGCAGCAUCCUCUACAAUAUCCUGAAGAGCGAGGAGCAGCAGGCAGCAGGCGGGCAGCCGGUGCCGCUGCAGCCUAGACAGGGCGGGCACGCGAUGGGGCUCGGUUGCUCGUGCGGCUCGCAGAGGCGAGUAGCUCUCAAGAGCCCGCAGGUGGCGUGUAAGGCGGCUUCGGCCGUGCUUGUGAAGACGCUGCGCUUCGUCAAGAAUGUGCCCUGCUUCCAGGAGCUGCCCCUGGACGAGCAGCUGGUGCUGGUGCGUAGCUGUUGGGCUCCCCUGCUCGUGCUGGGGCUGGCCCAGGACCGCGUGCACUUCGAGACGGUGGAGACCACCGAGCCCAGCAUGCUGCACAGGAUAUUGACCAACAAACGGUGCGAGGAGGAUGGGCGGCGGCGGCAGCAGCAGCAAUUCCUGUUGUUGCACAAGAACCAGGAGCAGCUAGAUCCGACCUGCGGAAGUGACAGCAGCAGCAAAAGCAACCACCCUAAGCUACCGUCUGCUGGGGAGAUCCAAGCCAUCAAAGGCUUCCUGGCCAAGUGCUGGAGCUUAGAUAUAAGCACCAAGGAGUACGCCUACCUCAAGGGGACGGUACUCUUCAAUCCGGAUCUUCCUGGGCUGCACUGUGUACAGUACAUCCAGGGACUGCAGCAAGAAGCACAGCAAGCCCUAAAUGAACAUGUCAGAAUGAUUCACAGAGGGGACGAGGCCAGAUUUGCCAAACUUAAUGUGGCUCUGUCCAUGCUCAGAUCCAUUAAUGCCAACAUUAUUGCAGAACUUUUCUUUAGGCCCAUCAUUGGAACAGUGAAUAUGGAUGACAUGCUGUUGGAGAUGCUUUGUGCAAAAUUAUGAAACCAUGUGUUAAUAUAAUGACAUAAUAGAACAAUCCAGCAUGAAAAGUCCUACAACAGAAUAGUGUAAAGUAUUGUAAAAUAAACUAACUUAUUGUUUUUA
Molecule: messenger RNA, 1286 nt
Organism: Rhineura floridana
Lineage: Eukaryota; Metazoa; Chordata; Lepidosauria; Squamata; Rhineuridae
Gene: NR0B1
Product: nuclear receptor subfamily 0 group B member 1
Exons: 2
Coding region: 291-1184 (297 amino acids)
Biological process (GO): negative regulation of transcription by RNA polymerase II
Cellular component (GO): nucleus; cytoplasm
Molecular function (GO): transcription corepressor activity; transcription factor binding
Source: RefSeq, a predicted model, not a curated record